Messenger RNA from Sander lucioperca (pikeperch), 954 nucleotides. RefSeq names its product vegetative cell wall protein gp1-like. Bases 1 to 954 code for a protein of 317 amino acids. The record is from RefSeq and is a predicted model, not a curated record. The transcript is spliced from 4 exons. Lineage: Eukaryota; Metazoa; Chordata; Actinopteri; Perciformes; Percidae.
AUGCUGCUAUGCAUCCAGGCCCACCACCCCAAGUCUAUAGAAGGCCUACACCCCCACCAGACGAUGGCGGAGAGGAAGAGGAACAUGCUGGCGACAGCACAGCCAUCUCCUCACACUGCAUCCAGGUAUGUGGUCCAGAGCGAACAGCAAGAUGCUGCUCGAAGAUCUGUCUGGUACAAAUAUACCCUCAAGGACAAUGUCAGAAGGCAACCAACAUUCCUCUACGGCCUGUUCGGUCGCCAGAGGGGUUCCAUCCUCGCUGUUCGCAGCCCUGCUGGCCGAAGCAUUCGAAUGCCCACGGUCCCCGGUUCCCGAGUGCCCACGGUCCCCAGUUACCGAGUGCACACUGUUCACUGUCCCCUAGUGCCCACGGUCCCCAGUCCCCCAGUACCCACUGUCCUCAGUUCCCCGACCAUCGUCUCCAUACCUAGCUCUCAUCCCCAGUCAACUGGCUUCACCACUCGGUUCCCUCUUCACGGCUCUCCACUUCAUCCUGCCUUCGCUCCCGCUUCCAGCCUUCCCUUCUUGGACUCUCCCUGUUCCCCGGACUUCAGUGUCUCCUCCUCAGUUCCCUCGGCCCUGUUUUCCCCGCGCUCCCCGAGCUCCCUCGUCAUCCUACCUCAGCCCUCUUAUCCCUCGCCAUUCUACUCCAGCUCUCAGGUCCCUCACCAUCCUAUCCCAGCCCUCGCCAUCCUACCUCAGCCCUCUUAUUUCUCGCUGUCCUUACUCCAGCCCUCAAGUUCCUCACCAUCCUGUCCCAGCCCUCGCCAUCCUACUCCAGCCCUCAAGUCCCUCACCAUCUUAUUCCAGCCUUCGUCAUCCUUCCCCAGCCCUCGUCUCCUCGCUCCUGUUUUUGGCGUCCUCCCCACACCUCCUUCCUUUCCUUUGUUAAAUAUACCUGAUUUUGUGUUGAACAUUGCAUUUGGGUCUGUUGUGUAUCCCAGCGUAACAUAA